UGACUGCCACGUAACAGCUAAAGCUACGUAAGCGGCGCAUCCCUGCUGAACUUCCUUACCCGGCUCGGUUCACCUAAACCCGGGAUACAGGGGAUAAGAUUCACACGCUUCCACGGACACGGGGGAGUCAUGGGGGGAUCACAGAGCGUGGAGAUACCUGGUGGAGGCUCAGAAGGCUACCAUGUCCUUAGGGUGCAGGAGAACUCUCCUGGACACCGGGCCGGCCUUGAACCGUUCUUCGACUUCAUCGUGUCCAUCAAUAACACCAGACUGAACAAGGACAAUGACACGCUGAAGGAUCUGCUGAAGGCUAACGUGGAGAAGCCGGUGAAGAUGCUGGUGUAUAGCAGUAAGACUCUGGAGCUGCGCGAGGCCACGGUCACACCCAGCAACAUGUGGGGCGGUCAGGGGCUCCUGGGGGUCAGCAUCCGCUUCUGCAGCUUUGAGGGAGCCAACGAGAACGUGUGGCAUGUGCUGGAAAUCGAGCCGAACUCUCCAGCCGCUCUGGCAGGACUGAGGCCGCACACAGACUACAUCAUCGGGGCAGACACAGUCAUGAACGAGUCUGAGGACUUGUUUUCAUUGAUAGAGACCCAUGAGGGUAAAGGAUUGAAGUUAUACGUUUAUAACACAGAUACAGACAGCUGCAGAGAAGUCGUCAUUACUCCCAACAGCGCCUGGGGUGGAGAGGGCAGUCUGGGUUGCGGUAUUGGCUAUGGUUACCUGCACAGGAUUCCCACUCGGCCGUUCGAGGAGGGGAAGAAGAUCAGCUUCCCUGCACACACUCCCAGUGCGCCAGCGAGCCCACUGAAGGACGGCUUCACUGAGGUUCAGCUCUCUGCAGUAACCCCGCCUCCUGUUACGGUUCCCGGGCCCACUGGACUUGAGGGUAGUUUGUCUGGGCUGUCAAUCAGUUCGGCUCCUCCCACUAUGCCCACUGAGCUUCAGACAGGUGUGCCCACAGUCCCACUACUGCCCACUCAGGUCACCCCGGCCAUGGGCACUCUGCCCUCGGUCAACCCCGCUACUACGCUACCAGGCUUAAUGCCGUUACCUGCUGGCCUUCCCCCACUGCCCAACCUGCCUAACCUCCCCAACCUGAACAUCCCACUCCCAGACCUCAGUGGAGUAUCGUUAACGGGAAUCCCCGGCCUUCCUCCUUCCACCACAGGUUUGCCGUCUCUGCCUCCUCUCGCUUCCCUCGCUCCUCUCAACCUGCCCGGUAUGGCCCCGAUUCCCAGCAUGCCUGGCGUUUUACCCUCCACUCUUCCCUCUGCUCUGCCCACAAUGCCUAGCAUGUCCCUUCCCUCUGACCUCGUUCCAUCCGUCGCCCCAGUAACCUCCUCCCUGACGCCCAGUCAGACGCCGGCGCUCAUCCUGGACGCUACGCCGAACGCCCCAGCAGCCACUGAGACACCUGCAGAGAUACCUGCAGAUACGAGCGCACAUGCCACCGCAGAGUCAUCAUAACAACCAGGCUUUUUAUCUGCAUCCUAAAACAGGCCUGCCCCCCCCCCCCCCGACAUAUAUAUCUAUAUCUCUCUCUCUCUCUAUCCCUCUCUCUCUGAUCCUGUCUCAGAAAAAGUAUUUAUUCAGUCUAUAAAGAUCCAGCAGGCAGAACAAGUACACGUUGCUCACGAGGGCACACUGAGAAGGACGAGGACAAACAGCAUGACCGGGUGCAUGCGGUAAUAAAAAAAAAAAACAGGGUUUUAAAUCCAGAGAGGCCUGGUGUUAAUAUUCCUAAGACUAAAAUGUUGAGAGAUGGUUUUUUUUCCAAUUGAAAAUCUGUGUGAGAUUAGACUUUAGCCAUUGUUUCAUGGUAUUCUAUAUAUGCUGCACUACUUUUUUGCACCAUCAACUUGAACGUCAUGCUACGUUUAUGAAAUUCUAGACGAACGAUCGAGGUGACAAAGCAUACACGUGUGCUUUCACCUAUUAGAAAAUCGUCUACUCGUCAGUGACACUGUAGAGUGACUAUACGUUAUACUAUUUAACAUCAAAUGAACUGUUCAUUGUGUCAGAUUUCCUUUAUCGAGUUCUCUAAAUGAAGUAACCAUUAAAUCUUGAUUAAUUGUGCAGUAAUUCCAGAGACAGACACUGAUGCCUAACACUGGUAUGCAGGUUUAAAAGAAGCAAAAAAAGGACAUGUAGCCUCUCUGGAUUUUGUCUUUCUAUACCAUCGCAUUUGGAGUUUGUCACUUCUUUAUUUUUAUUUUUUCCUCCAACAGUAAGGUUACUAAAGUUAUGGUCUCACUAAAGCCCAUGUUAUUGUCUAUGUUAAUGUACGGCUUGGAUUGUAUGUUUCCCUUGUUGUGAUUAGACUUUUUAUUUGAGGGGGUGUGUGAGAGAGAGAGAGAGAAAGCGUGUCCUCUCCCUCUCAGUGAGCUCUUCUGCUGAUUUAGAUUAACACGUACAAAAACUCGUCACACUAUUAUAGAACAGUGAAUAAGGGGAACUGUUUGAGCUUGUGCAGAAUUGAAAACUUGUGACAAACGCACACAAGCAAUAAAGUACCUGAAGUUUUACAGUAA
This is a messenger RNA of Hemibagrus wyckioides, 2534 nucleotides long. RefSeq names its product golgi reassembly stacking protein 2 (gene gorasp2). NCBI's taxonomy places the organism in Eukaryota, Metazoa, Chordata, Actinopteri, Siluriformes, Bagridae. The record is from RefSeq and is a predicted model, not a curated record. Gene Ontology annotation, molecular function: protein binding. Gene Ontology annotation, biological process: Golgi organization. Gene Ontology annotation, cellular component: Golgi apparatus. The transcript is spliced from 10 exons. The coding region runs from base 130 to 1470 and encodes 446 amino acids.